AUGGUUUACUAUCCAUUUGAUGAUCAGGUUGCACAGAGAACUCAAAAUGAUUUUGUAACUGCAGCACAACUAGCAGCUUCCAGUACAGUUCCAGGUCAUGUUGCAAUUGUUCAAGGUAUCAAAGGGUUGUCACCGUUACUUAAUCUUUAUAAAAACGUACAAGAAUCAGCGUUAUUCGAUUAUAUGCAUGCAGUAUGUGGCGGUUCGGGACACACUGGUCAUCUUAUCAGAAAAUGGUUGGUUCACGUUAAAUUAGAUACAGCAAUGUCUAUGAGUGACUUCGUUGUAAACACAUUGGUACCACAUGAUACUAAAGUUACGUUAAAACCAUUUUCGGACUACGACU
Didymodactylos carnosus is the source of this 346-nucleotide messenger RNA. Lineage: Eukaryota; Metazoa; Rotifera; Eurotatoria; Philodinida; Philodinidae. The record is from the annotation of a GenBank genome assembly.